CGAAGUCGGUUGAGUGCGAAUUGACGCUUUCGCGAAAACAGUGUUGUAUAUUUUUUGAAAAAUCAUCGUUGCGCGUUGCAGUUAAAUCAUUUUAUGCUUGCGGUAUUGUAACUUUUGUUAUACUCACGCCUGCUUUUGUUUUAUAUUUACCACGCUUACGUAUUCUGGACACUUGUGUGCUUGUUUUGACCCGUUUUCAAGCGCAAAUCCCUGCGCGUUAAGUCCGGCAUCGCAUUACCAUUCAUCACGUUGCCGACGUCGUCGAAAUGGGGUGUUCUGCUCGGCUAAUUGGCAGCAAACACACUUAACAAGCAAUAUAAUAAUAAGCAAUAUAAUAAGCUUAGGCUCUCUUACUCCAUUUACACUGGUGUGUGGCGACGUUUGAUCUUACAGUGCUCGCCUGCAUUUUGUGUUAACGUGAAUUUGUUCUACGUGAAACUGUGUUGCAUUUGUUGACUUGUGACUUGUACAGCAAAGGUAAUAAGUAGCAGUCUAUCAACGGAAAAUCUGAAAAAUGUGAAAUGUGAGCUGAGCAUUGUGGCAAAUCGCGUAAAAGUGUAAACCUGUCAGCAGAAUAUACGUAUACAGUAACAAAAAUCCAAAAGAAAUUAAUAACAAAGAAAACAUUUACAAAAAGAAAUUAACGUCAGCAACCUGUUGUAAAGUCAUCAGCACACACAUACAUAUGUACAUAUAGAACAAGUGCAGCGAUACUUGCCCACAGUUGCAACUACUGCAGCAACUAAUGAUUUUCCCGUGCAUGAUUGUCUCAAUACUUUUAUAAUAAAUAGAAAAAAAUAUAUUUUCUGCCGGCAUUUGAGUGAUUUUCCCUCCCGGUGAAAAGUUUUGCUACUGUAGCUCAGACGCGCCUAGACCCCUUUUUCCAAGCCUAGUACGCGCAUUGCUGCUGACGUUCGCUUGAGUUUGCAGGUAAAUCUAUAUGUGUAUUACACGCCAGCGCAAUAACUUACUCUCCGUUACCGGAUUGCAAUGUGCGCGCUGAAGUAGAAAGUUGCUGUCAAUCGCAUUGUUGGCAACUUAAGUGCGCGCGUGUGUGUUUGUGCUUUUCUUUUAAUAAUUUCGCAUUUUUCGUGUUUGUGUUAUUGUUUUAUGCGUACAUCGUCAUAAACAUAUAUACAAAAUUAAAAAAUACACUUAGUGCCCUUGAUUGAAAACUCUGAGCCAUAUAGAAAAUGUAUGAUUUCGUUGUGUUAUUAGUGUAGCGUUGCAUAAACAAAGCUUUUAAGUUCAAAAAUUGUUGGUGAGAUUGAAAGCCGAUAAAUUUGAAUUAAAAAAAAAAAAAAAUUUAAUUGUUUUUUGGUGAAAAAGUCAAUUUCGCGUGAAGAUUAUUUAUUGUCUGUGCAAUAAACGUUGGAUGAUACUUUUUAAAUUUGAAUAUUAAAAAUAUUGAAAAUACAACAGCAACAAAAUGUCGGAUAUAUAUUAUUGUAGUAAUAGCAAGAAUAAGCAGAAAUCAAGCGCGGAUGGUAAGAGCAGCUCAGCCGAAAAAUCGUCAAAAUCAGGCAGUGCCAACGGUGUAAACAAUGGUAAGAGCAAUAACAACAACAACAAUAAUAAUACUACUCGAGAGAACAACAAUGUUUGCGGUAAACACAUAUCGAAUGGCAAAACAAAUUGGAAUGCAAAGGGCGUUCAGAGCAAUCCUAGUGGUCAUCGCGAUUCAACCGGAAAUGGCUUAAAUGCGCAAGCGCAGCCGCAGAAAGUUUAUCACAAUGCGCGUUGUGCGCGCCACCACAAACCGCAUCACAAUCAUAGCCACAACAACAGUAACAACAACAACAGCAGCAACAGCACCAACAGUAUUGCCAAUGGCAACAAUAAUAACAACAACAACAGCAGCAAUGGUAAUGGUGUUCUCGCGAAUGGUGCGACGCCGAAUGGUCUCACCGACUUAUGUCACCAUCAGUUGGCCAAUCCACCCGCACAUGGACAUGGACACAAUCAUACACACACAAACGGCGUCGGACAUCGAAGAAAAUCCGAGUCAGUGCUAUCUACAGAUUCGGAUAUACGUUUCACCCGUCGCAAGCUGGGCGAUAGUCAGAAGUGCGGUUGUGCUGUGAUAGCGGGCUUUCUAGUCGCCCUCCUUGUGGCCGGCGCUUUCGUUUAUGUUGGUUAUACAUAUUUCCGCCCUGAACCGCUGCCAGAUCGAACCUUCCGCGGUAAAUUUCUGGUAAUGAACGAUAAGUGGUCCAUGGAGUUGGCAGAUCAGAAUUCAUUGAGAUUUAAUCACAAAGCACGUGACUUUCGCGAGCGCAUUAAUUUAAUUGUAAAACGUUCCGAUUUACGUGAGGCUUACGAAGGCAGCGAGAUAUUGGCGCUGGAUGGCACGGAGGAUAUCAAUGAGGUUGUUGUACAUUUCAAUCUUAUAUUUGAUCCUUAUGCCGGUUUGGUAUCAACUGCUGAUCUCUUGGCUCUCUUCGCUGAGGAGAUUAACGAUCCGAAUCGCAAAUAUUUCGCCAAUAUGACCGUUGAUCCACAGAGUUUAACGAUCAAAGAAGUUACCGGUCUCAUUGAAGAACCUGUUAUGUCUUCUUCACCACUCGGUGGAGAAGAUGAUACUACCGAGAUAAUUACUACAACGCCGAAGCCACCGCGCCGUUGUGAACCCCUCAAAUUAAACUACUGUCGCUCGAUCGGCUAUAAUAUCACAACAUAUCCAAAUUUCUUGGGGCAUCAUUCAUUUGAGGAGGUACAAGCGGACGUGAUUGCUUUUCGCGAAUUAGUCGAUGCCGAGUGUUUUCGUGAAGCUUUCGAUUUUGUUUGCCGCUUACUGCAACCACCUUGUGAUACACAUGGCUCAUUCGAACCGACGCCGGGCGUGAUGUGUCGCGAAUAUUGUCAGCUUUUCAUGAGGGGUUGCGGUAGUCGUUUGCCGGCACGUUUCAAGCGAUUUUUCGAUUGUGAAACUUUUCCGGAGUCGACGGGCAUACAGAGUUGCCAUCAAAAGCCACAUUGCGCACACGAUUUACAGAACAAUGCGCAAAGUCCGCGGCUCUGUGACGGUUUUGUGGACUGCCCGGAUUUCUCUGAUGAACGCACUUGUACUUUCUGUACGGCGAAUUCAUUAUAUUGUGGUAGAGGGCGCGCUUGUGUGCCACGUAAGGCGCGUUGCGAUGGCAAAGCCGACUGUCCAGAUGGUUCGGAUGAAAAAGAUUGUCUUGCUAUAGCACCACUAGCUGCCGAUCUCUUAAAGCCCGAGCCGAUGGUGCCCUAUUUACCACGCUUCCACUCAGAAGGUUUCGCGGUAUUUUCCGAAAAGGGUGUUGUGGGAAAAUUGUGUGCAGAAGGCCUGGAAGCAGAUAGCAAAUUAAUAGUACGUCAAACUGUGGCAGAAUCGCUUUGCAAAUCCCUCGGCUAUGAAUCCGUAGAAGUAUUUGAGGUGCGCAACGAUACUGAACAUGUAGAAGAUUACGUGCGUGUGCUGGAUCCCCACGCACCGGAGAUAUCUUUUAUACGCACUCACUGUCAGAAGCGGCAAGUACUCUACGUCGGCUGUGGUGAGUUACAGUGUGGGGUGCAGUCGGUAUUGUCGCCCAAGCAAUAUCUGUCGUUACCAAAGAUGUCCUCACCUGGUGAUUGGCCUUGGUUGGUGGCGCUCUAUCGCGAGGACAUACAUGUGUGUGAUGGAACACUGAUAUCUCGUGAUUGGGUCCUCACCACCGAAUCGUGUUUCCAAGGACAACCACGCGCCACUUGGAUGGCUAUAUUCGGCGCCGUGCGUCUAUCAUCCAACGCACCUUGGACUCAGCGUCGUCGUAUUAUUGGUUUGAUAAAGAGCCCUGUAGAGGGCUCCACAGCGGCAUUGAUUCGACUUGAGACACCUGCUAAUUUCUCCGAUCACGUACGCCCUAUAUGUCUACCCGAUGAACUGCAACGCAAACAGGAUCAGCUGGGGAAACGUCGUGCUUUUGUACCCAAAGCUGAGCGUUUAGAGGGUAAACGUCCACAGCCGAAGGUACCGCCCACUCCUAGCGCUGUCCAACGUCAUUUGGCAGAAUCACAAAAGUUCUUCGUAUCACCGGCUGUGGAACGGGAUCCAGUUGAUACGCACAGCAGUAGCAGCUCGGAAAGUAGAGAGGAAUAUUCACGUUAUGAUUUCGAUCACUCUGAAGCAGCCGCCUCACAAAUGCCGCAUGCUGAAGCGCUGACCCAAACAGUAGAGCAACAAUUCAAUGAAUAUCCAUUGCCGGACAGUGCGCCACAAGUGCAUUACUACAGUGGCGCCGCAUCAUCUGCUGGCCGUUAUGCGCCUGUGCCUGUUGCGACUGGCGGUGUCGGUAUUGCAUCGGGUCGCACGCCAAUCGGAGGUGUGAAUAGUAAAACAUCAACGGCGCCGCCAAGAGUUGAAGAAAUUUGGACAAAUUGCAAUACACUAGGCUGGUCUAGACAACGUGAUCAUCUGCAGCGAGUACAGCUGAAAAUCGGUGAUAUGGCACCUUGUGAGAAUAUUUCCAUAGCGACUGUAAAUAGUAUGUGCACCGAGGCGACAUAUCAAAAGCACGAUUGCACGCAAGAAGAGUAUUCCGGUGCACCGGUGCAGUGCCUCAUACCGGGCACAAAUCAAUGGGCAUUGCUUGGUGUUUCAUCCUGGCGUAUUGCUUGUGGACCGAGUGGCGUCGAGCGACCGAGAAUGUAUGACAAAAUCACUUCGAACGCGGCGUGGAUACGGGAGAUUCUAAGUGCAGCGUAGGAACCUUCACACUUAACGGUACCUGUGUUGGCAUUGGUUUCAGCGUAAACACAAAAAUGAACAAAAGUUAAAGCUAAAAAAAAUAAAUAUAACAUUUAAGGUAACACGAAGCUAAAUAUUUACUUAAC
Bactrocera latifrons is the source of this 4842-nucleotide messenger RNA. RefSeq lists its product as uncharacterized. Gene Ontology annotation, biological process: proteolysis. Bases 1430 to 4714 code for a protein of 1094 amino acids. Gene Ontology annotation, molecular function: serine-type endopeptidase activity; protein binding. The record is from RefSeq and is a predicted model, not a curated record. Lineage: Eukaryota; Metazoa; Arthropoda; Insecta; Diptera; Tephritidae. The transcript has 9 exons.